Molecule: messenger RNA, 3415 nt
Organism: Durio zibethinus
Lineage: Eukaryota; Viridiplantae; Streptophyta; Magnoliopsida; Malvales; Malvaceae
Product: Major facilitator superfamily protein
Biological process (GO): transmembrane transport
Cellular component (GO): membrane
Molecular function (GO): transmembrane transporter activity
Source: RefSeq, a predicted model, not a curated record
CGAAGUCGUGUGAGUUUAGAGCUUAAGUCUCGACCCGUGACAAGUGGUAUCAGAGUCAGUCUUAAACCGUUCGAUCCAUAUCAAGCACCUUGAGGGAAGUAGGUAGGAUAGUUAGCUUUCGUAAUAAGAGCGUCACGAGAUUGGGUGGGGGAGAAUGUCACUAACUUAAGAAGGAGUCUUGAAUCUCACAUCGGACAUAAAAGAAAGAUUACUAAAAUAUAAAAAAGGUUCAUAUUAUUUUUUUUUGUGACAUUUUUGGUAGGAUAAAACUAUGAGGUUAGGGGGAUAGAGCAAAUAAUCCCUCAUAAAAGUAUGAAUCAUAACAGGUAGAUUGAUUUGAAACGUCGGAUGUGUGGGUGUGUGGGUCCUAGAAUUAGACUGAUCAGAGCUUAAAUUUCGACUCAUGAUACUAGCACUCUUGGCUGGUUUGACUGUUAUCAAGCCAUUGACCAGGAAAGCAAAGGUCCUCAUGUUGGACUCACUUUGCAAGAAAGUAUGAGUAAGAUUUUUUCCAUCACAGGGAGGCGAGUUUGCCUUUGUAGUUUUUUUUCUAGCUAACAGGUCGGUAAAUCAAUGGUGUAACUAGUCUCUUUAUGAAGUCUUCUGUCAUCCUGAAGCGGGCUAGGAGUGCUGCUUAUUGUUGUGGUAAUGUCAAUGGCAUUAACCCCGCUGCUUAAUGAAGUUGGAAGAAGGGCUGCUGAUUUCAUUGAUGACGAGUUCGAUGCAGAUGUAUGUUCGUACUAGUAGUAUUUCAUUUUUGUCUCAAUAUUUUAUUCUUGUUGGGAUUUUAAUUUAUUAUGUUUAAGCGACCAGCUAGUUCUGUUAGCUGAACCAUUUUUGUAUUCAAAACUUGAUUUGAGGCUACUAUCCUAGUUCUUUUGGCUGCUAAGAGUUUCAUUCUUAGUUUUACAAAACCGCAUCCCCCAUUUAUGUUUAUUGAAUAUAAAGCAAAGGAGUAAUGAUUCUUGUUAGUCAUUUUCAUUCUCCAAGCUGAUCUUCAUGUUGGAAGUUUUUGUUGCUUUGACAAAAUGAAGAGCAAUAGUGUGUAGCAGUGAUAAAAGGGAAAGCUAUUUUUCAAUCCUUCUCGUUGGCCAUGAUAAAGGGAAAGCCAGUUUUAAAGGCAACAAAGUGGACAGCAAGCGAUACAAUUUCCCUCGUUUGGUGGAUGGAAGAACAAAACAAAUGGAGACAAAAAAUAUCCAACAUGCCUCAGAAUCGGUAAUCCUCGGGAAGAAAAAAUAAACGGAGAGUAAUCCCCGGAGAAAAAAAAUGGAGACAAAAAUUAUUCCAAUUGCCUCUGCUGGAGAAAGAAAUAAUUACAGCUGAGCUGCAGAAUCACUGAUCCCGGCGAGGCUUGAACUCGCGACCUUCGGCUCAUAAGACCAACGCUCUAACCGACUGAGCUACGGGAUCAGUUUUGAUAUUUUGUUUCUUCUACUCUGAUCAAAAUGGCAUGCUAGAAAAUUGAAAUGGCCCAUUUUCUCUUGUUCUAUAAAAGCCCAAACAGUUUGCGAAGGCUCCUGAGUUGUAGCUCACAUGCCACUAGACUUUCGCCAAACCGAAGUAACCAAAACUGCAAGAUUAUUUGUUUGUUGUUAUCAACUACCAUUCAAAGCCGAGUCAGGACUGGUCAGAAAUCCACUUAAAACAAAACAAAAUUCUAUAAAUAUCAAUGGCGGAUUUUAAGUUGAUGAAACAACAACAAGCUCCUUCUGCAGAGCCAAAGGCUUCCAUAGAUAAUGAAAUGGCGAGGAAUUCAGUGUCAUUAUCAGUUCCUGAGCCUUCCUGGUUCACACCCAAAAGGUUGUUGGUUAUCUUUUGUGUUAUCAACUUGUUAAAUUAUGUGGAUCGUGGAACAAUAGCAAGCAAUGGUGUUAAUGGGAGUCUUGGAACUUGCACAUCCAGUGGUACAUGCACUUCUGGUAGUGGAAUACAGGGUGAAUUUAACUUGAAUAAUUUCGAAGAUGGAGUUAUGUCAUCUGCAUUUAUGGUUGGACUUCUUGUGGCUUCUCCCAUAUUUGCAUCAUUAGCAAAGAGUGUUAAUCCUUUUAGACUUAUUGGAGUUGGAUUGUCAGUAUGGACUUUGGCUACAACUGGUUGUGGUUUUUCAUUCAAUUUCUGGUCCAUCACAAUCUGCCGCAUGCUAGUUGGUGUUGGUGAAGCUUCAUUUAUCAGUCUUGCAGCUCCUUUCAUUGAUGACAAUGCCCCUGUCACUCAGAAAACAGCAUGGCUAGCAAUAUUUUACAUGUGUAUACCAACUGGAUAUGCAGUCGGCUAUGUUUAUGGUGGACUAGUUGGCACUCAUUUAAAUUGGCGUUUUGCAUUCUGGAUGGAAGCCAUUGUGAUGCUUCCAUUUGCUAUUCUGGGUUUUAUUAUGAAGCCUUUGCAGUUGAAAGGUUUUGCUCCUGCUGAGUCUAAAAAAUCACCGAUCAACGUAGAGACAGCUGUACCAGAAGUUCAAGUUUUGAUGCUUGAUGAAUAUACAGAGGCUUUCAAUGUUAAAGGUAGUGCAAAAUCCAUUAAGGAAGAAUUCAGCCACAUGUUUUCCAAGAUGAAAUGUGCACCCAUUAAUUUGAAUCAGUUUUCAAGAUUUCUCAAAGACAUGAAAGCACUCUUGGUUGAAAAGGUUUACGUUGUCAAUGUUUUAGGUUAUUGUGCAUACAACUUUGUUAUAGGUGCAUACUCUUAUUGGGGGCCCAAGGCUGGUAAAAAUAUUUACAAUAUGAGUGAUGCAGACAUGAUAUUUGGAGGAAUAACCAUUGUCUGUGGAAUAUUGGGCACACUAGCAGGAGGCUACGUUCUGGAUUUCAUGAAUUCCACAAUCUCAAAUGCUUUCAAGCUUCUCUCAGUAACAACAUUUGUUGGGGCUAUCUUUUGUUUCACUGCAUUCUGUUUCAAGAGCAUGUAUGCUUUCCUAGCUGUUUUCUCAGUUGGUGAAUUACUGGUCUUUGCCACCCAGGCUCCUGUAAAUUACAUAUGUCUCCACUGUGUUAAGCCAAGUUUGAGGCCAAUAUCUAUGGCUAUCUCUACUGUUUCAAUUCACAUCUUUGGCGAUGUCCCUUCUUCACCGCUUGUGGGGGUCCUCCAGGACCGUGUCAACAAUUGGAGAGAAACUGCCCUUAUUCUAACAUCAAUUCUGUUUCCAGCAGCUGGAAUAUGGUUUAUAGGUAUAUUUCUGCAUAGUGUGGAUAGAUUCAAUGAAGAUAGUGAAGGACAAGUCACUGAAGUUGACAGAUCAAAUACCACACCUUUGCUACCCGAAGUUGCAGAAACACGAUACUCUUCUGCUUGAACCUUGAUACUCACUUCUCAUUUGUAUUAUUUUCUGCUUUGAUAUUUCUUAUACGUUUGUAAAAGAGUUACAACUUUUUUGUAAAUGCAAAUUGUUGUAUAUCCAUAUUCCAAGAUUACAAGA